GGCUCAUCACUAAUACAUUGACUUUGCAUUGCAUUCACUGUUUGUCGAUCUCAUCGAAAACAAUGCUUUUUGCAGUUUAUGUUUUAAACGCUUAAGAGUUUUGGUGAUAAUUUGGUUACAAUUAAGUGAUAACCACUCUUUUCAUUGCAAUUAUGUUUCAAAGAUUUUUAUUAAUUGUCUUAUUAUUAGUUCCCAUAUCUGUAAUUCUUCAGCAAAAUGGACUUUCUAAGUCUUCCUAUGCAAUGGCUGCAGAAGACACCAAAUCAGAAGAUACACCCGAUGUAGUUGAAGGAGAAGAAGAGGCUAAUGUUGAAGACAGUGACAUAUUGAAGUCUACAGAAGAAACUGAUGAUGAAGACAGUGAAUCGGUUACAUUAAAGCCGUCUCCAGACAUCAACACAUUCUUCUUAUUGACAAAACCGGCGCAAACGACAUUAGAACUUCCCGCUGGAAAAGAGGUCCACUUUUUGGUCGGAUUUACCAAUAAAGGCACAAAAGAUUUUGUUGUCGACUCAAUGGAUGCCUCCUUUAGAUACGCUCAAGACUUUAGUUUUCAUUUGCAAAAUUUUUCUGCCAUCGCUUACAAUCGAUUGGUUAAACCUAAACAAGAGACCACUUUGGCGUAUCAACUGUUUGUAAGUGAGGCCUACAGCGCCCGACCCUAUGGUUUCACUGUUAACCUCUACUAUAGAGAUUCCGACGGAAAUCAAUAUUUGAAUGCAGUCUUCAAUGAAACGGUUAAUAUCGUUGAAUUGGAUGAAGGAUUAGAUGGCGAGACAUUCUUCUUAUAUGUCUUUUUGGCGGCUGUUGUUGUCUUAGUGGUCGUCGGAACCCAACAAUUCUUCAUCUCCUUUGGUAAAAAGCACAUUUCUUCGGCCAAACCUAAGACAGAAAUGGGAACUUCAAAUCCAAAUGAUGUCGACUACGAUUGGUUACCACAAGAAACACUUAAUUCACUCAAUAAGUCACCAAAAGUAAGGCAAUCUCCUCGACAAAGAAAAGUGAAGAGAGGAACGGGUUCUGGGGAUGAAUAGCUAUUUAGUGCCUAAUUAUAUACAGUUUAUGUAUAUAUAAUGAUUACUCAUAAACUUUGAAAAAUUGU
Molecule: messenger RNA, 1102 nt
Organism: Oppia nitens
Lineage: Eukaryota; Metazoa; Arthropoda; Arachnida; Sarcoptiformes; Oppiidae
Product: translocon-associated protein subunit alpha-like
Exons: 7
Coding region: 153-1034 (293 amino acids)
Cellular component (GO): endoplasmic reticulum membrane; endoplasmic reticulum
Source: RefSeq, a predicted model, not a curated record